ACGGUCUCUCACUGUGUUCCGUACUGCAUGGUAGACCCAAGACUAUUUUUUUUUGCCCUUCAUCUCUAAGCCCAAAAAAGACACACAUUUCUUCACUGUUAAUUAAAAUCUGUGCUAUUGCUCAGUGCAGUCUUCUGUUUUUCUUUCUCCUUCCAGUCAACGCAGACUUACACUCUCUCUUUCUCCAGCUCUUGGAAGAUGGAUAACCAAGAUCCCAGAAAGAACCCUACGCACACACCAGGGCAUGAGAGCCAUGGAGUUUAUGUCUGUCACAAAUGUGGGUGGCCCUUUCCAAACCCACAUCCAAGUGCAAGACACAGGCGUGCACACAAGAAGAUCUGUGGGACUCUUGAAGGAUACAAGUUUGUUGACUCUGAGGAGACUCCACUCUCGGCCCUUUCUGACGAUGACCGUGGUUCUGAUGAAGAUCCUAAAACCCCUAGUCCCAAAGGUUUGGAGAGAGGUAUUAACGAGAGGGGUACUGGUGGAGUAGGGAGCAGAUCGAAUAGAUCAGAAGAUGAUGUUUUUACGGAUGCUAUCGCGGAAUUUCCUGAAAGCGGAUCUAGUCCGGUGACUGGAGAGCAUAUAAGGGAUGUUAAAGAACCAGGGAUUAACCUGGAAAUCAAUAAAGCCACUGCUCAAUCGUCCGAGGAUGGUUCAAUUACUGUUAUCAGUCCACCUCCAAGCAAUUCAGCUGACCACAUCCAAAUGCAAAGUACUGAAGUUCCAGUAACUAAUCUGCCGGGAAGUGCUCAAGAGUCCUCCCUAGAUCAUGGCUCGAAUGCUACCAUUGCCUCCACGACCAGAUCUUUAACAGAUUGUAGAGGUGAAGAAUCUGACUUUGAGCAUAGCCAUGAUAACGGAAGUUCUGCAUGGGACUCAAUCCCCAUCAAACCUGAAACACAAACAGAUGCAUCACAAGAGAAUAAGAAGAGUGGCACUGUCGAGGAUUUGCCAGAUACUGAUGCAAAAGGAAAUGAAGAAACUAAAUUAGAUAAACAGCUACUGGAUGUAGUGGUUUCAACCGAUGACAAUGCAGAGGAUGCAUCUGAGGUGGCAUCUGAGUCACAGAAGAUGGAGGAUGUAACUUCACAGCCUGUGCCUGCUGCAGAAGUCCUUCAAUUGAAGGAAGGAGGCUACACUGAUGAUUUAGCCUCUGGAAUGUCUUUAAAUGAUCUCUCCCCUGAAGUUAAUUUGGUUGAACCUGCGCAUUCUUCUAUUUCCACUGCUCAGAUCGAGGGGGAUACUCAAGAAAUCGACUCUGCUGUUUAUGUAAAUUCAGCUGUGAGUUAUGAUAAUAAGGGAGAAGGAAAUGGAAAUAUGCAUGUGCUUAUACUUCCCAAUGACAUAACUGUAGUUGCUGAUGCUGAGAACAUGGUUAAAGGUUUUAAAGACCUUGAAGGAUGGAAAUUGCCCCAGCCUGUGAACAUGGAUUCGUUUGAAGUAUCUAACAAUGUUAAGGAUUCUGACCUUGAGAACAAUCCUCAGGGUUUUAACUCAAAGCCAUUGACUGAGGACACCAAAGUCUCUGCAUCCAAUAUGCAUGUUUUGAAUGAUAACCUUGAACCAAAAGAUGGGACCAGCCAGCAUAUUGUUGAAGAAUUGCCUGAUGAAGCAGAAGCUGAUGUGGCCCAGAGAUCAGAAGUUAGUGUAACAGAUGUUGUGACAGGUGACUUGGAGAAGAGCAUUUCUGUUCACUCUACUGUAGAAGAUGUACCUCGUGAUCAUUGUGAAACUUCAUCUCUGACGAGUUCUGUAGAGCAUGCUACAAAAGUCAUAUCUGAUACUAACACUGUGGUUGUGCCAAUGGAUGCUGAAGUCAGGCGGACAAACUUAAUUGGCAUGGAUGAUACUGGUAAUGAUGAAAAGGAUAAAAUUGAAAGUUCUGAAGUAGGAGAAAAUGACAAAAACAAAAGAAAUGCAAAGGAGAGUUUUGCAGAAAACAGGAUACCAACUUCUAAACAUGCUAGUAUUUCCUCUGAGCAAGCUGAUCAAAGGAACAGCGAACUUGGAGAUGUCAAAGCUGCUGGUCUUGAAGAGGGUAAGAUAGAAAGAUGCAAUGUGUCUGAAAUUGUAACAGAAGGUGAUUCUGUAUCUGGAUUGGGGGAGGAAAAUCUCUUGAGGGAGCCAAAAACAACACCUGAAUCUGCUGUAAAUGUCGAAUCCUGUUUUACCUUGGAGAAUGAUAUUAAUGUGUGUGAGGGAAAGUUGCCACAACUUGCUAGUAUUCCCUCUGAACAAGCUGAUCAAAGGAACAACGUACUUGGAGAUGUCAAAUCUGCUGGUCUUGAAGAGGGUAAAAUAGAAAGAUGCAAUGUGUCUGAAAUUGUAACUGAAGGUGAUUCUGUUUCAGGAUUGGGGGAGGAAAAUCUCUUGAGGGGCCCAAAAACAACACCUGAAUCUGCUGUCAAUGUCGAAUCCUGUUUUAUCUCAGAGAAUGAUAUUAAUGUGUGUGAGGGCAAGUUGCCACAACAUGAACACACGGAUAUAGGUGGAGAUUUGGAUCCUCAGGAAAGCAGAAAGGAACCUGAAAGCAAUGGUAUGGCCAAUCAACAAGUUGAGCGUGCUGGUGAAGUUAGUGCAGCUGCUGAAUCAGAUAGUGGUGGAGAUGCUGAGGUAUUAUGGAAGUCUUCUGAAGACAAAAUGGCGAGGGAGCCUCUAGUUUCUCCUUCAGAACCUUCAUCUUCCCUUCAAAAUUCUUCCCCUGUUGCAGAUAAUCUGGCCAUAGAUGUUCUCGGAGUUGCAUCUGGGAACACAACUGAGUCUUUGCCUCAUGAAGGUGAUAAUAACUUAGUUGCACAACAGGUUGUUGCAUCUGCUACUGACUUUUCAGUUGAUUCAAUUAGCCAAACUGAUAGUUUGGAAGGUCACUGGGGUUCCGUUUCAGUGCUUUCUACCAUAUCGGAUAUACCGGCUAUUCUUGAUGCUGAGCCUUUGCCAUCAAAUGGUUCCCAAGCAUUAUCAGAAGCAGAGAAAGCCACCUUGAAGAAGCCGAUAGCUGCUUCUGAGACAGAACAUGCUGAUAAAUCAGAUAUUUUUGAUCCCCCAUCAUUCAUGACACUGGUUGAACCUAGAGAUGUGGUUAACCAGAAAGGUGCUUCAUUUGAAAGCCAGACAACACAGGACCCGCAACAGCCAAAAGCUGCUUCUGUACAAGCUGGUUGGUUUCCUUCCAUCACCAAUGUUUUGAAUGAGUCACAGGGGAGAAAGAAGAAUGAAGAGAUUAUUGCCAAGGUCACAAACUGGAGCACCGGGGAUCAAUGCCCUUCUCUGAGGAGCCCACAACAUGCUCCUUUGAAGAGCCUUUUGGGCGAGGCAAGCAUGGAAACCAAAUCCAAGAAACUAAAUGCUAAGGAAAUCCCAGUUGAAAAAGAUGGCCCUGCAGCUAAAGAUAACGGUGCUUUGCCUAAAACAGUGAGCUCCAUUCUGGCUCCCCAAGAACCUGUAGGGGAGCCUGCCAAGGAGGAAGAGAACGCAUGGAGUUCUCCAGCAAGGUACCCUGCAGAUAUUAAGAGAGAGAAGAGGAAAGUCAAGGGAAGACCAUACUGGGCACAAUUUGUUUGCUGCUCGUCUGUAAAUUAGCGUAGUUAAUGCCCUAGCUAUAUAAUAUAGAAAUGUUUGAUGCAUGUGGGAUUUACCCCACCGAACUAGCUAUAGUAAAGACUCUUAAAUCUAGUAGACAUUGCUAAUGUCUUUUUAGUAGAUUUUUUUAAAAUCAGGGACUGAUCCAA
This is a messenger RNA of Populus euphratica (Euphrates poplar), 3731 nucleotides long. RefSeq lists its product as uncharacterized. Bases 199 to 3582 code for a protein of 1127 amino acids. NCBI's taxonomy places the organism in Eukaryota, Viridiplantae, Streptophyta, Magnoliopsida, Malpighiales, Salicaceae. The record is from RefSeq and is a predicted model, not a curated record. The transcript has 5 exons.